GUCAAACCACGUCAAACUCAACAAACUGGCCGUUCGACGUUUAUAUGGAAAAAAUGGAAGGGCCCGGUGGGUCCCAUAAAUCUUCAAACAAUUUAAUACAAAUAUUUGUAAAUUAUUCUUUACUGUUAAAUAUUUAUUUUAAAUUGCGGAGGUUUGGACUUGAUUCAUGAGUCAAGAGACUUGUGCACGAAAAUUUGGAUUGGUCAUCAUCGUUGAGAAACAGGUGCAGUCCGUUUUCUUCACUUUUCUUCUGAUUCUCAGUCCAACGCUCAUAGCGAAAUACAUCAUCACUUCGUCGCGGUACAUCAUGGAGUACGUUGGUACAGCAAAGGGUGACAGUAACGAAAACUGCUGUGUUCCCGAAUUGAUAACAAAUUCAAAAUCUGAAACAACUUCAAUAGAGGGGUCAAAAAGCGGAUUAUCUGAAUCUGAUUCAAAACCAAAUGACAAUGCUGCCGCAACAUCACAGAAGACAUUUAAAGAAACGAUAGAACUUAAAAUUAUUUAUAACAAACAAAAAAUUGACAUCAGCUUUCCAUUAGAUGAUACUGUCAAAGAUCUGAAAGCUCACUUACAAGAUGUUAUCGCCGUCCCACAGGCAAUGCAAAAAGUAAUGAUCAAAGGAUUGGCCAAAGAUGAUCAAACCUUGAGAAGUCUGGGUGUUACAAAGGGUGCCAAAAUCAUGAUCGUUGGUUCUAAGCUCGACGAUGUAUUAGCCGUCUCUACUCCAACAAAACAAGACCUUGUCGAUGAGGCAGCUGCCGCGGCGAAUAAAGAACCCUUGUCGCAACAAAAAAUGCACCGCAAAGUUUUAGAUAAAGGUAUUCCCGAGGAUGUGAUACCUGGUAUACUCGAAAGCAAGGAAUCACUCCCGGAUUUUCCACUCGCUGGGAUGUUGAAUAAAUCAGGUGGAAAAGUUCGCCUUACUUUCAAACUGGAACAGGAUCAACUGUGGAUCGGCACCAAGGAACGAACAGAUAAAAUACCAAUGAAUUCGAUAAAAGGUGUACUCAGCGAACCCAUCCACGAUCAUCCAGAGUAUCACAUAAUGGCAAUACAAUUAGGCCCAACCGAAGCUUCGAGAUAUUGGAUAUACUGGGUACCUGCGCAAUACGUCUCAGCUAUCAAAGACUCAAUUUUGGGUAAAUGGCAGUACUUCUGAUUCAAUGGCGCAUUAGAAAUGUCUCUGCAAAUAAAAUGGACAGAUAGGGCAAAAAUCGAAACGGACGACUGUGCUAGUCAACCAUUUUUCAGAGUAAGUUAUUACUGGCAUCGUUUCAUUAAGCGAUAAGCCGUGGUCAUUCGGGGUAUUUCGAAUACAAACAAAAAAUUCAUCCCGUAAAUAUAAAUUGGCGAAUGUAAUUGAAAAAACUCAUCAGCAUAUAAAUUAGAUAAUAAAAGCUUCAUUCAAUGUCUGGCUCUUUUCGAGCUUUAAGCUGUAGAUUUUAUUAUUCAUCAAAGGCGAAACGGAAACACAUCUCUCACAUCUUUCAGAUUUCGUAAUAUUCGAUAUUCGUGUGUAUAUAUUUUACAUAAUUUUAUAUACUUAGUUAAAAUACCUCCAUUGAGCUUUCAACUUUCAGCAAGUCAGUUGAAAAGAAAUUCCUUUGUGAAUAUUGAAUAUCACAUAAUCAAAGCUUUUAUUUUUUUGUUAAAUUAUAUUAUAAGCUAAUAUUGAGCUAUGAGUAAACUAACGCAAUACACAAUCUUUGCGCAAUUUUCCAGUUCAACAUGAGCAUACAGCACUCCUACUUGAAUUCUUCAAAAUUCGAACAGUAUUCUGUACGAAAUUCAUUCAGCAAGAGUUUAUCUGGCUCAGUGUAAUUUUUGCACAAUUUCUCCGAAAACAACACGAAUUAAGGUGUGUACUCGAAUGGUAUAAGUCCAAAGAGCGAAAUCAUAAAUUCGUUGUACACGUUGUUCAUGCAGUUGUUUAUGUUUCUUUGGAUCAACUCAUUGUCAGUUUCGAUUAUUAUAGUAUCAGUAGCGCGGUAAUAGCAACUUGCGUUGCAUAUAAUCAUUUCGUUCAAACAUAUUUUAAGCGAUUGGAACAUUUUGAAGUACAAGUUUUUCGUCAUUGCUUUAUGAUAAAAUCGAUAUGUACCUGUGUGCAUACGUGCGCAAUAAUUGCGAACGUCUGUAUACGUAUAAAUAAAUAAAUAAAUGAAGAAACGGGAACACACAUGUAUCGCUACAGUUAUAGACUUAUCAUCAUAAAUGUAACAACGACUUUUACACCAAAUAGAACAUAACAUUUGGUUAUGAUUUACCAAUUGGCCUAGGUGUUGAGGAAAAGUCUGAAACAAGUUAUCUACUCAAAGCACAAAAUACGAAUCUUCAUCUCACGUAAGAGGUAGCUCAUAAAUUAGAUUUUAUACCAUCUUGAAGCGUACCUAUGAUAUCUGGAUAAAUAUUCGGUGAAUCAAUGAGGUCAACUUCCAAAUAGCUCCCACCUCUGAUGUUGAUGAAAUUUCACAGGCAUGUCAUAUGUACAAAAUUAAGUCAAAUCUCUAAGUAAUAUUUUGCGGAACCAUCUAGUUCUUGAAAUGCAAUAUUUUCAUUCUCAUGUUGGAAAUUGUUUAGUUUAGCUAUUUUAUGUUCGGAUUAACUUGAAAAUCUUUUUUGUGUAUGAUAUUUUUAGUAUAUUGUAGACUUAUCAUAAUAUUAGUAUAUUGUGCACCUUGGGUGCAAAGGCGGUUUUCGCUCCUGAGUGUGUAGUAGCUAAAAUAUAAACAAAAAAUAAACUAAAAUUUCAUUGAAAAACUCUUUCUAUUGAAAUUUUAUUAAAAUCGGAGGUGGGGGCUAUUCGGAAGUCUUACCAAUCAAUGAUUUUCGGUUCAAUUGUUUUUUUUAUUAAAUAACCCAAGCAAAAUAAGUAAUCCUGGUGUACAACAGGGUGUGAUUUUAUAUGAAUAAAACGAGUGAGAAAUAAUUAUAAGUUUCUACUUUUACCAUCACCUUGACAUUAAUGAACGUUUUAUGGAGUAUGUUCAAGGCACAAUAUAGUCUAUGAGUUCGAUUAACUUUCAUAAUGUCAUCAAUAGUUGCAGUACUUUUGUUAAUGUUACGAGGCUGAAUGACUUCCAUGUCAUAUACAUACAUAUAUUGGUGAAAUAGUAAAAACUAAAGUCAGAAAAAUUAAAUAAGCCAUUGUCACUUUAGAUGCAACAUGCCUCUAAAAAUUGGGAGUAGUUUUCAAUUUGACAAGUGUAAUGGUUUAGGUGUAAUAAACUUAGUGUAACUGA
Molecule: messenger RNA, 3245 nt
Organism: Athalia rosae (coleseed sawfly)
Lineage: Eukaryota; Metazoa; Arthropoda; Insecta; Hymenoptera; Athaliidae
Product: ubiquitin domain-containing protein UBFD1-like
Exons: 4
Coding region: 167-1162 (331 amino acids)
Molecular function (GO): cadherin binding; RNA binding
Source: RefSeq, a predicted model, not a curated record